CCAUUGGGGUCUGCCAGAGCCCCGUGAGUCUCAACUGCUAUCGUUAUCAUCAUCGACUAGUAAUAGUGUUGAAUCUUUUGACUUAGAUUUGACCAUGCAAGGGAUGGGAGGACACGAUAUGGUGGUUCUUCGUGGAUUGAUUUUGUACAUGGUUUGCGGAAAAGCGUGUAUCUAUAAUCCCACCACUAGACAAAGUGUAACCUUACCGGUCAGACCGGUCAUCAAAUUUUCCCAAAAAGUCAAAGGUUGUGAUGAGAGUAUCAUCUACUAUUUCGGACACGAUCCUGUUCUUGAUCAAUACAAAAUAUUAUGCAUUGUUAGUACGCUCUUAACAAGUAUAAAUAGUUUAACCUCGGAGCAUUGGGUCUACGUACUAGAAAGUGGAGGUUUUUGGAAAAGAAUUGGGUUUGAUUGUCAACCUCACAUUCCUACAAUAGGAAGACUAUGCAUCAGUGGAGUUAUAUAUUAUUUGGCUUACGUUAGUUUGUCUUGCUACGUCCUUGUCAGUUUUGAUGUUAGAUCUGAACAGUUCAAUAUGAUCCAAGUACCUAAGGAGUUGUCUGGAUUAAUACGAGAUAACCCAAUCGGCUUUAUAGAAUAUGGAGGAAAGCCAGCUAUUUUUGAUCAGACCUAUCUUAUACAGAUGGGCAAGGUGGACUUAUGGGUCUUGGAAGAUGGUGGAGCAUGGUCGACGAAGUCCCUGGUUUUGCAGCCUUGUCAGAUGCAUUUACUCAAUGAGAGCAUUAAAUUGUUGGUACGAGGCACAACUCAAACCGACGAGGUUAUAUUGGCACCUUGUAAGUUGUUUUCCAAUUAUUACCUUCUCUAUUAUGAUCUUCGAAAGAAUGAUUUGAGAAAGUUUAAUGUUGGACUAACAUCGGACCACUGGUUUGGUAAGCCGUACGCUGAUUAUAUUCUUUUUGAUAAGAAUGAAAGCAUCUUGCACUUGGAAACUUGA
Molecule: messenger RNA, 958 nt
Organism: Brassica napus (rape)
Lineage: Eukaryota; Viridiplantae; Streptophyta; Magnoliopsida; Brassicales; Brassicaceae
Product: F-box protein At5g62510-like
Exons: 1
Coding region: 95-958 (287 amino acids)
Source: RefSeq, a predicted model, not a curated record